Messenger RNA from Lachancea dasiensis, 1014 nucleotides. Lineage: Eukaryota; Fungi; Ascomycota; Saccharomycetes; Saccharomycetales; Saccharomycetaceae. The record is from the annotation of a GenBank genome assembly.
AUGGUUGUGGUCAGCUUAGGCCUCGGACAUGAUAACGACAUGUUGGUACCUCAAACCACUUUUAAAAGCUCUAUCAAGAUUGUGAAAAUAGAAGGAGGUGGCAAUUUUACAGUUCUAUUGUUGGAAAAUGGCUGGCUUUAUCUUGCGGGAGAUUUACCCUUGGAAUUGGAGUGUAAUGGUGACAAGAAAACGUGGAGGCGGGUCCCUGGAUUAUACCGGGAUGUAGCAUGUGGAUGGAGCCACAUAGUCGCAAUAACAGUCGAAAAUUUCGUUGUUACGGGUGGCGUCGGCGAGAGAGGAGAGCUCGGGCAAGGGAGCAAGAAAGAGAGCCCCUUUCUGAAUCCGAUCAUGCAAAUUCGGCACCCACUAAAGUCGCAGGUUUUGGCUUGUUUUUACAACACCUACGUUCUUGAUGGAGGCCAACUUCUUGGCUGCGGAUCAAACACCAAGUGUCAGAUACGAGAGCCCAAAGAGCGAAUUAUCGACAGCCUCGUAAAUGUCUGCGAAGCUUCUGUUUCCCAAGCAUGCGCCGGCAAAAAUUACGUUUUUUAUCAAAAGGCCGACGGCCAUAUACGCCUCAAGGGAUCAAUAAGCAAUUCCGAGACUCAUUUGCCUCCGAUGGACCAAUUUUCGGCUUUCGAGUGCAGGAGUAUGUGGACAUCACUUCUGACAUUUAAUGCGAACCAGAAGUUUCAGUUCUAUGGACAGGCUAACCAGAAACAGGAUGCAAUUAUAGGUUUUUCUUGUAACGGGCCGGUGACCGCGUGGAGCACGGGGAGUGAGCACGGUAUCGUUUGCAUCGGAGGUAAGCAAGUGUUUUGUUGGGGGUGGGGCGAACACGGAAACUGUGGCAGCUUGCCAACCUCUCCUACACCAGAUGGCGUGAACGAUCGCUCCAACAUCAACAGCGGUGUCAACCUGGCCUAUAAGGUUGACUCAACAGAUGUUGCAAUAUAUACCUGUUUUGGGGGGUGCGCAACAUCAUGGAUAUGCGUAGAAAGGCUAGGUUCUUAA